UACAUGUUUGCCUACGAAGAUGCAGAAGAAGCUCUCACGCUUGACCCUGUUAACAUCGCUGCCUAUUACCUUACGGUUGAAUCUUUAAUUAGACGAUGUGAUUACAAGACUGCAUGGGAACAGUUAGAAGAGGCACUUAAAAUAGAGCCAGCCAAUUCCGACCUUCUUCGUAAGCGUGAUGAGUUGCAUUCUAUCGAGUCUACUCAAAGAACAAUGCAAAACUCGGAUAAAAAGCCCGAUGAACCGUAUAUAAUUGAGGCACACAUUAAUCGACAUCAGAAAAAAUAUGAUAAAUCAAUCAACCUUUACACAAAAGCCGCUGAGACAGGAAACGCCGAGGCGUUGUAUAAUCUUGCACUUCUAUAUAGACAAGGCCAUGGUUGCAAAAUUGAUUUUAAUAAAGCCCUAGAGUAUCUGAACAAGGCUGUGUCACAACCUCUUUUUAUAGACGGGAAAACUCCUUGCCCCGGUGUUGCACUAGCGCACAAUUCUCUAGCAAACCAUUAUCGUAAUGGACUUGGCAUAAAACAAGAUUUAAAUAAGGCUUUUAAACAUUAUAAACUUUCGAUCGAUGGAGGAGAACCAGCUGGAAUGAAUAAUCUUGCAGCUGCCGAAUUAUACACCCGAGCAGCCGAUAAAAACUUUCCUAUGGCGCAAUAUGAGCUUGGAGUUAUUUACUCUAAUAAUUAUUCUCCUCACGUUGAAAAGAAUAUUCAAUUAGCGAAAAGAUGGUUUAGAAAAGCGGCGGAAAACGAUUUUCCUGAUGCAAUGGUCGAGUUAUUAAAACUAGAAUAUUCGUCUAUCGAAGAGCUUAUAGUAGCAGCAGAAACUGGAGGAGUAAGGGAAACAUUUAUUUUAGGAGUUGCGCUCGAAAAAGGAAUUAAUGUAAUUGAGCCAGAUAUUGAGUUUGCACUAAAGUUAUUUGAAGACGCAGCAAAAAGGGGAUUUAAUGCAGCUCAACUUCGGCUUGGAGAUUUAUACCUUAAUAGCUUAACUAAUUCAAGAGAUGAAGAACAAAUCCAUAAAGGUAUAAAAUAUAUUAGUGAGGCUGCACAAUCCGAAUAUCCUCCGGCACAAUUCAGGCUUUCUGAAUUUUAUCAGUUUGGCGAAUACGGGUUUAAAAAAAAUAUAGAUAAGGCUCUCAGCUGGCGUAUUCGAGCCAUUGAAAAUGGAUUUUAUUUAGACGACAGUGACUUUAAUGAAACUAAUAUUGAUUUCGAAAAGAAUGCUAAAGUUAUACGAGAGUGGGAGAUUUCACAAAACAUUAACGAUACAGAGUUUAUAGGUCGUAAAGAUCGUUUCAAUAGAUAUGCUUUAUCAAAAUUAGAGGAAAAGGCGUCUAUAAGGGGUGCAGAUCACGCUAAAGAUGCGGUUGCGGCAGGAAAAAAGUUCUUUAGCUUAAUAGAUAAA
Messenger RNA from Acaulospora colombiana, 1410 nucleotides. The record is from the annotation of a GenBank genome assembly. Lineage: Eukaryota; Fungi; Glomeromycota; Glomeromycetes; Diversisporales; Acaulosporaceae.